AUGUCGGAAUGCGAUCUGUAUUUUUCCACGUCGUCCAGCACAGAAUCCGGUACAUUCAAGCUAAUUGAACUGCCAUCCGACCUUUGCAAGCUAAUCGAAAGUGCUAUCGAAAGUUCAAACCCUCCCCGGUUCACAGUUCGAGGUCAGACAGGCGAAGAUGCCGUCUUGUGUACAAACGACACGACAUACACGAUGCGCUCGGUUGUUCUAUCCAAUUCUGUUCUCGUCGUAACGCCUCCCAACGCGUCCGAUCUCGACUUGUCCGACGACAGCAUCGUUAUACGCGAUCAAGUGAAUGAGAUCCUUGAACUGGCACCUACGGUUCCCAGAUUGCAUAAACUUUUGGCUAUGCUAAGGGGAAAUGAAUACGAUGAGCAGUCAGCCGAGGAGGAUAUGGAUGAUGAUCAGGAGGGAAAUAAGAGAAACCAAGUUAUGUUUGAGGAUGCCCGUAGUGUUAUCCAGGCAAGCGACAUGGAACUAUCGCGUGGACUUAUAGACAUGCACAUCCUGAUCGUCAACGGUGAACUUCGACCUAUCGCGCCUGGCUAUCUCAAGACUAUACUAGAGAUGAUUCUCAACCUUCUUGUCUCUCAUUCCUUGUCCCAUGCUGCAACGAGUGUCGAGAUUCUCUCAUCGGCACUCGCGGAUGUGCACGAGGUUCCCCGGACGGUAUCUACUCAAGUUAUGGGCUGGUUCGGUGAGAUACGCCAAGGAAUCUGGAAAAUGGAUGUGACAAGCGUGGUACGAGAAGUUGGUUUAAGUAUAUUACGGCCGUUCAAGGACAAUCCCAUUGCCGAGGACGAUCUCUUGACAACCUGGAAAUCUGUCGUCGGUGAUGCUUUUGAAUCUCUCGUGUCUGUGGAGCUUCUAUCUGGUAACUAUCUUACGGCGCCAUCAAGAAACGACCUCUUCAGGUAUUUCCCAUCUUCCGCUUUGCCCGUAGAACCAGCGCCUCGCUUCGCGGAUCUUUUCCUCUCGCGGUCACGUUGGAAAGCUGAGGAUAUUGAACCGUUUCUUGCCGACAUUGCUAUCAAUUCCAAGGAGAGGGAUAAAUUACUCCUUAAGUACGCUAGGUCAAUAAACGACUCCGGGACUGUGUGGUACACAUCUAGAGCCCAGUAUAACGGGUGA
Guyanagaster necrorhizus is the source of this 1131-nucleotide messenger RNA. RefSeq lists its product as uncharacterized. The transcript has 6 exons. The record is from RefSeq and is a predicted model, not a curated record. Gene Ontology annotation, cellular component: Ctf18 RFC-like complex; chromosome, centromeric region; chromatin. Bases 1 to 1131 code for a protein of 376 amino acids. NCBI's taxonomy places the organism in Eukaryota, Fungi, Basidiomycota, Agaricomycetes, Agaricales, Physalacriaceae. Gene Ontology annotation, biological process: mitotic sister chromatid cohesion; maintenance of mitotic sister chromatid cohesion.